UAAACGUAAAGUACGAUGUACAAAAAUGUUUUAAAGGGAGGUAUUCGUACAGCACAGAAGGCCUGGAAAUUACGAAACGAACUUGGCAAACUCAAUUUGGAUUUAGCUAAAGCCAAUUCCGAUUUCGAGCAGCAUUUGUGCGAAGUUGCAACCAGUUUCAGUUCCCGCAGCCUUACCCGUUCCCGCUUCCCCGCCUUCCAGUUACAGUUACUAAACAAAACCCAUAGCAACCAAUCCUACAUAUUGGCACAGUGGAAAUUGGCUGAGAAGAGCUUUCAAUAUUGUUGUCGCAGUUGUUGUUGUGCUUGCUGUGCUUUUACUAACGCCCCAUUGUUACCCCCACGCCGCCGCCAACUUCUUCAUCGUGCGCUGAACGACGCUGAUAAGCAUUCUGGGUAUCUACGUGCAGAGACGUGCCACCUAAAUACACUCGUCUCAUCGAAACAGUUCGUCAAAGUGCAAAAGCAAUUUUAUCGCGACUAUUCGAGCGUUUCACUGGGUGCACCACUCAAAAUAAGCGACGCACCACUGUUGGGUGAUCUUUGCAGUCGUUAUCGUGAUAUACUUGGACACACCUCGGCAGACGUCGUUGGAACGGGAGAACGUCAACAAGGCGAUAAGAAGCAGCAGCAGCAGCGGCACAUUCACAGCUGUUGCUCCAAUCAGAAUUCGUCGUUAACGAACGGAUGCGAUAGGAUGGCCCAAGGCAAGGCGGAAUUUGAGCGUUUGCCCACGAAUGUGGUGCCAAAGCAUUAUGAGCUAAUGCUGCAGCCCGAUCUGCAGGCGUUCAGCUUUACGGGCAAGACAAUCGUGCAAAUCAAUGUCACAGAGCCAACGACUCUGAUCACGCUGAAUGCGCUGGACAUAACCAUCGAUGGGGCGCAGUUUGAGUACGAGUGCGAGAAACUGAAACCGCAUCGCAUCAGCUACUCCAAGGAGAAUGAGACGGCAACGCUGGAGUUCACCAAUCAGAUACCGGCUGGAACGGCGGGUGUGCUGCACAUGUCCUUCACUGGGGAGUUGAAUGACAAAAUGAAGGGUUUCUAUCGCAGCAAAUAUUUCACGGCCUCGGGUGAGGAGCGUUAUGCUGGUGUCACCCAAUUCGAGGCGACAGAUGCCCGUCGCUGUUUUCCCUGUUGGGAUGAGCCGGCCAUUAAGGCGACCUUUGACAUUGCCCUGGUCGUGCCCAAGGAUCGCGUGGCCCUCUCCAAUAUGCCGGUGAAAAAGGAGGACAAUUUGCCGGGGGAAUUGCGUCGGGUGCGCUUCGAUCGCACACCCAUCAUGUCCACCUAUCUGGUGGCCGUUGUUGUCGGUGAAUAUGAUUUCGUGGAGGCCAAGUCGGAUGAUGGUGUCAUCGUGCGCGUCUUUACGCCCGUCGGGAAACGGGAUCAGGGCCAGUUUGCCUUGGAUGUGGCCACCAAGGUGCUGCCCUAUUAUAAGAGCUAUUUCAAUAUUGCCUAUCCGUUGCCCAAAAUGGAUCUAAUUGCCAUUUCCGACUUCUCCGCCGGCGCCAUGGAGAACUGGGGUCUGGUCACCUAUCGUGAGACAUUCGUCCUCGUCGAUCCCAAGAACACAUCCCUGAUGCGCAAACAAUCGAUUGCCCUCACCGUUGGCCACGAGAUCGCUCAUCAAUGGUUCGGCAAUCUGGUGACCAUGGAAUGGUGGACGCAUCUCUGGCUCAAUGAGGGAUAUGCCUCAUUUGUGGAGUUCUUGUGCGUGCAUCAUUUGUUCCCGGAGUACGAUAUCUGGACACAGUUCGUGACGGAUAUGUAUACGCGUGCCUUGGAGCUGGAUUCGCUGAAGAAUUCGCAUCCGAUUGAGGUGCCCGUCGGUCAUCCCUCCGAGAUCGAUGAGAUCUUCGAUGAGAUUAGCUACAACAAGGGCGCCUCGGUUAUACGCAUGCUGCACGAUUACAUUGGCGAGGAUGAUUUCCGCAAGGGCAUGAAUCUAUAUUUGACGCGGCAUCAGUAUAAGAAUACAUGCACUGAGGAUCUGUGGGAGGCACUGCAGGAGGCAAGCUCCAAGAAUGUGGGCGCUGUCAUGUCCAGUUGGACAAAAUACAAGGGUUUCCCUGUUGUCAGCGUUGAGUCCGAACAGAAGACGCCUACGCAGCGCAUCCUGCGCCUGGAGCAGAGCAAAUUCACCGCAGACGGUUCGAAGGCGGAUGAGGAUUGUUUGUGGGUGGUGCCCAUAUCGGUGUCCACAUCGCGUAAUCCCACCAAGAUUGCCAAGACCUUCCUGCUCGAAAAGGCCAGCAUGGAGGUGGUGCUCGAUGAUGUUAGUGCCGAGGACUGGAUCAAAAUCAAUCCCGGCACCGUUGGCUACUAUCGCACACGCUACUCGCAGUCGAUGCUGGAGCAACUGUUGCCGGCCGUCGAGAAUAUGGAGUUGCCGCCGCUGGACAGACUUGGCCUGAUCGAUGACAUGUUCGCUAUGGUGCAGGCGGGCCAGGCCAGCACUGUGGACGUGCUUCAGUUGGUUGGCUCCUAUCGCAACGAGACCAACUAUACCGUGUGGACGGCGAUCACCAAUUCGCUGGCCAAUCUGCAUAUCCUGAUCUCUCACACAGAUCUCAUGGAUGACUUCAAUAGGUUUGGACGCUGCCUGUACGAGCCGGUCGCCACACGGCUCGGCUGGGAGCCGCGCGAGAAUGAGAAUCAUUUGGAUACGCUGCUCCGCAGUCUUGUGUUCACACGGCUCGUUUCUUUCCGCAGUCCGGAUAUCACGGAAGCGGCACGGAAACAUUUCCGCAGCCAUGUUAAUGGCACCGAAGCACUGCCAGCGGAUCUGCGCAGCACCUGCUACAAGGCUGUGUUGCUAGACGGCGACGAGGCGAUCUUCGAGGAGAUGUUGACGCUGUACCGUUCCACGGAUCUGCACGAGGAACAGGAUCGCAUCUCGCGUGCCCUCGGCUGCAUUGGCGAUGUGAAGCUGCUGCGUCGUGUUAUCGACUUUGCCAUGUCCGGUGAAGUGCGUGCUCAGGACUCGGUGUUUGUCAUUGUCGCCGUCGCUGUUAAUCCCAAGGGUCGCGACAUGGCCUGGGAGUUCUUCAAGGAGAACAACAAGCAAUUGCUGGAACAGUAUCAGGGUGGCUUCCUGCUGACGCGUCUCAUCAAAUAUCUGAUUGAGAACUUUGCCUCCGAGGCGAAGGCGCGCGAAGUGGAAGAGUUCUUCCGGACGAACCAGAUACCCGGCUGCGAGCGCACCGUUUCACAAGCCGUGGAGACAAUACGCCUUAAUGCUGCCUGGCUGGAGCGCGAUCGGGAGAAAUUGACCGAGUUCCUGAAGGAGCAGAAUCUGUAGACCGUUCACCUUUUUUUUUUGUGGUCUGGCCUCAUACCAAAGCAUUUAGCAACAACUACAAAGCAACUAACAACAACACGAGCACGACCAAAGCUGUCACAACAACAACUACAACAAUUCCCAAUCCCUGUUAAGUGAGCCAAAUAGGUUAGCAUUAUUUAGAAGCAACUAUAACUAUGACUCCUUGCCUUUCUCUCCUCAUCCUCCUCCUCCUUGGUACCUCAAUCAGACAAGGCCAUCAACAAAGAGCCCAGCGGCAUUUAAAAACCGAGCUAAAUAUCAACUUGCUCAACAACAAAUAAUAAUAAUAAUAAAAAAUGUGCACUUCUAUCUUAUACGUAUACAAAAACAGAAAGUUAUGUUGAAUUUAUGACGAUAAAUAAAUGCAGUUAAAAUAAUAACUGACUUAAAUAA
Molecule: messenger RNA, 3717 nt
Organism: Drosophila grimshawi
Lineage: Eukaryota; Metazoa; Arthropoda; Insecta; Diptera; Drosophilidae
Gene: Psa
Product: puromycin-sensitive aminopeptidase
Exons: 7
Coding region: 16-3303 (1095 amino acids)
Biological process (GO): peptide catabolic process; proteolysis
Cellular component (GO): cytoplasm
Molecular function (GO): peptide binding; zinc ion binding; metalloaminopeptidase activity
Source: RefSeq, a predicted model, not a curated record